Messenger RNA from Camelus dromedarius (Arabian camel), 3890 nucleotides. RefSeq names its product NADPH oxidase 4 (gene NOX4). The record is from RefSeq and is a predicted model, not a curated record. Gene Ontology annotation, molecular function: superoxide-generating NAD(P)H oxidase activity. Gene Ontology annotation, biological process: defense response; superoxide anion generation. Bases 99 to 1835 code for a protein of 578 amino acids. NCBI's taxonomy places the organism in Eukaryota, Metazoa, Chordata, Mammalia, Artiodactyla, Camelidae. Gene Ontology annotation, cellular component: NADPH oxidase complex; plasma membrane. The transcript has 18 exons.
CCCUCGGUCCCCGCCCGGCUGACCCCCCGCGGGCCGCCCCGCUGUAAGCGCUGCCCGGCGGCCGCCCAUCCUUGUCGCGGUGCGGCGGGGCCGGCGGCAUGGCUGUGUCCUGGAGGAGCUGGCUGGCCAACGAAGGGGUUAAACACCUCUGCCUGCUUAUCUGGCUCUCUCUGAAUGUCCUGCUUUUCUGGAAAACCUUCCUGCUGUAUAACCAAGGGCCAGAGUAUCACUACCUCCACGAGAUGUUGGGGCUAGGAUUGUGUCUAAGCAGAGCUUCCGCGUCUGUUCUCAACCUCAACUGCAGCCUUAUCCUCUUACCCAUGUGCCGGACGCUCCUGGCUUACCUUCGAGGAUCCCAGAAGGUCCCGAGCAGGAGAACCAGAAGAUUGUUGGACAAAAGCAGGACAUUCCACAUAACCUGUGGUGUUACUAUCUGUAUUUUCUCAGGUGUGCACGUGGCCGCCCACCUGGUGAAUGCCCUCCACUUCACAGUGAACUACCGGGAGGAUUUCGCUGAGCUGAACGCAGCGAGACACCGAGAUGAGGAUCCUAGAAAACUUCUCUUCACAACUGUUCCUGGCCUGACAGGCGUCUGCAUGGUGUUGGUGCUAUUUCUGAUGAUGACAGCUUCAACAUACGCGAUACGAGUUUCUUACUAUGACAUCUUCUGGUACACUCAUAAUCUCUUCUUUGUCUUCUACAUGCUGCUGAUGUUACAUGUUUCAGGAGGGCUGCUGAAGUAUCAAACUAAUUUAGAUACCCACCCUCCUGGCUGCAUCAAUCGGAAUGGAACCCACUACCAGGAUAUUCACUUACCAGAGGAUCGCGCAGAACGUUUUCGUGAAACUUUCCCCGAAGGAAUUUCAAAACCAGAUGAGCUUACCCAGAACACAUUUGUGAAGAUUUGUAUGGAAGAGCCCAGGUUCCAAGCUAAUUUUCCACAGACUUGGCUUUGGAUUUCUGGACCUUUGUGCCUGUAUUGUGCUGAAAGACUUUAUAGGUGUAUCCGGAGCAAUAAACCAGUCACCAUCAUCUCGGUCAUAAGUCAUCCCUCAGAUGUCAUGGAGAUUCGAAUGGUCAAGGAAAAUUUUAAAGCAAGACCUGGCCAGUAUAUUAUUCUACAUUGUCCCAGCGUGUCUGCAUUAGAGAACCAUCCGUUUACCCUCACAAUGUGUCCUACUGAAACCAAGGCAACAUUUGGGGUCCACCUUAAAAUAGUAGGAGACUGGACAGAACGGUUUCGAGAUUUACUGCUUCCUCCAUCUAGUCAAGACUCUGAAAUCCUGCCUUUCAUCCAAUCUAGAAAUUAUCCCAAGCUAUACAUCGACGGCCCCUUUGGAAGUCCGUUUGAGGAGUCUCUGAACUAUGAGGUUAGCCUCUGCGUGGCUGGAGGCAUUGGAGUAACUCCAUUUGCAUCAAUACUCAACACCCUGCUGGAUGACUGGAAACCAUACAAGCUGAGAAGACUGUAUUUUAUUUGGGUGUGCAGAGACAUCCAGUCCUUCCGUUGGUUUGCAGACUUACUCUGUGUGUUGUAUAACAAGUUUUGGCAAGAGAACAGACCUGACUAUGUCAACAUCCAGCUGUACCUCAGUCAGACAGAUGGGAUGCAGAAGAUAAUUGGAGAAAAAUAUCAAGCACUGAAUUCAAGACUUUUUAUUGGACGUCCUCGGUGGAAACUUCUGUUUGAUGAAAUAGCAAAAUGUAAUAGAGGGAAAACAGUUGGUGUAUUUUGCUGUGGACCCAGUUCAAUCUCUAAGACUCUUCAUAAACUGAGUAACCGAAGCAAUUCAUAUGGGACGAGAUUUGAAUACAAUAAAGAAUCUUUCAGCUGAAAACCUUUGAGAUGAACCAGGACUCUGAAGAAGGAAUGAGUGCAAUUUCUAAGACUUUGAAAUGCAGCUGAAUCAAACAACUGUGUCAUGCCAAAGAGUAACAAGGUUUUCUUAUUUAUGAUUAUUUAAAAUGGAAGUACAGAGAAUGUGGCAAGAUGACAGGUCACAUUACAUGUUUAAUCUGGAAACCAAAGAGGCCCUGAAGAAUAUUUGAUGUGAUUACUCACUUUUCACUGCUCAAAUUAAAAGAAAACUAUCAGAUGCACGCUGUUGAUUUUUAUGGCAGAUUCAAGAACUCCCUGGUGAGGAGUUCCAUCCGCUCACUGUGAGGCUGAGAGCCUUGGUCCUCUUUAAAUUGUUUUUGGUUGAACAAGAUGCAAGAUUGAACAAAAUUAAAAAUUCAUUGAAACCCAGAUUACAUUUUCUACGUGACUAUAAACAGAGUAGCUUUGAUUUAGAAGAGCUCCAGGCAAAUGUAUUAGGUGUUUGAAAAUGCAGCACAGGACUGUGUGUUGAUACGGGUACUUUGAGUCAACGUCUAACCUUGCUCACUACUGACGCUCAUACCUCUGCUUGGUAUCUGUAGACUUUACACGCAGUGAACUGCGUGCAGAUGUUGAUAUAAUAUCUGUUUUUAUAUUUUUCUCUCUUCUGUGUUCUUUUGUCUAGAGAAGUCUACCCUCCCUUGGCAUGUGUUAGACACAAUGAUUUAAUCGGUCCUUUUCAUCCCCAAUUUAUUUAAUCUAUUAUGAUUGCAUUGUAGUGAGGAAGAUAUCAUUCCUGUAAAUUAUAAAGGGACAUGUAGACUAAUAACUUUUUUUCCUUUUCAGCAUUUUGGCCUCUGUUAUUUUUAUUUACUCUUUUAUUCCCCCUAGUGUCAUUUGUCUUCAUUUUAGCCUCUUAAGGUGCUUUAUGUAAUUUGCACUUGGAAGACCAAAGAGUGUUGUGUCAUCUGUGGUCGCUGAGAUAGGAGUUCUCUCUCUUUUGUCGCACGUUGGUUUAUGCUGGAGACUUUGAGAGUAUAGUCACAUUCCUGAAUAGGAAGCGUUUCUUUGACUUUUUAUACAAGAGACAACACUUUGUUGAUUAUUCAAAUUUAAGUUCAGAAUCAAGAUUAUUAUUGUUACGCUGUCAGGUAUUCUGAGUCUUGAUGAAGAAUGAGUGAGCAUAAAGUCCCUGUUGGGGCAGUGCCGUGUGAUCCUGUCAGCUUAUGCUCCCUGGUCAUACCCUUGGUUCAGAGGAAAAAUCCACUUUGCUAUUUUAAGAAUUAAGGUAUUUCUACGAUUUAGUGAUUUUGUUUUGUAGACAUCUGUUGCUCUCAGACAGUGCCCAUUGCUGAAAUCAGCAGUGUAGCUUGUCUUGCCUCCGUUAAAAGGUUGCAGUAUAGAACAUAAUAUGAUAGAUGCUGCUGUCAUUUUUUGCUCUGAUUCACCGAUAGCAAUCAAGCAUGUUAACCCAUCUAGCAUUAAAUGCCCAGAAACAUAUCACGUACAGCUAGUUCUUCCUCUCCUUGGACCUCUUUCUUUUCCCUUCUGUGGAAGGAAAGCGAGUCAGAAAAAAGAUACGGGGAAUGUGCAAUGUUUCUGCAGAUUUAGCUCUGAAGGCAUAUUUAAUAACCAGUAAGCACAUCUUGGCCACACUUUCUAAAAUAAAAAUAAUUUUCAUAAAAACACUGAACAGAGAGAACUGUUCAGAAGAAACUUGAGUUAGUACAGGCUUGGUAUAUGAUAGUCUCUAAUAGUUAUAAUUUAUUUAUGUGAUUAUAUUAAUAUACGUACUUUGAGUAAAACUGGUGGAAGAUUUUUCAAGGAGAAUGAUCUUUCCGAAUAAGUCUUCUUUUCUAGGUGAGCCUCUUUGCCUAUUUUAAUGUUCAAACACUGAGUGUUAAACACGAAAUGUUUGCUUCUGUAAGUAGGAAUGAUACCAGGACUUCAUCAUAUGUGCAUAAGAGAGCUUUGUUUUGUUUCCGAGGAUUCUUUCUCUGGGGCCAAUUCUUGUUAGCCCAAUCUUAAAACUGUAAUUUUAGUGGCAAUAAAUGUUAAAAUUGAAAUGUUA